AUUUAGCCACAGAGAGAAGAAAUGGCAGUGGAGAAGUGGCAUUACAAUGUGGUGUCGCUUCUCUCCGGAACGGAGAGGGACUUUCUCAUCCGUAACAAUGGCGAGAAGUAUGUAACAAGCAGGUAGGUAAUUUCAUAGUUGAAAGGCAGAUCCCACAAUUGAGGUGCUCUCCGACCUAGAAGUCACAGUACGCCAUGAAGUACAGGCAUUGCGACGGGAAGUUGGUCCUCAAGGUCACAGACAAUCGCGAGCCGUGGAGGAACGUCGAUCUCUCUCUCUUCUCCUCCUUGUGCAAUCUUCUGCCCUUUAGAGGAGAAGCCUUCCGACGUGCCCAGAAGCCUAACUCGCUGAAGCAUGACAUCACUUGUCCUCCCUUUUUUGCUGGUUUUCUCCACCACUGCUUUCUUGCUGGUUUUCUCCACCACUGCUACGUCCAAUUAUUGGUUCUUCAGUGGCCCGGAUCAUUUUGCAACGUCAACCGUUGCUGUCCUAUGAGUACGGGAUAUCCAGAAAUUUUUUUUACCAUCUAUGGCCUUUGGCUCGCUUUUCGCAAUGGAAUGUUUCCAUCUUGUGACAAGAAUAUGCCGUCAGCUUCUAAAUACAACCGACGUAAGAUGGACCCUUUGAUUGGCGAGAUGAUUCAACACUGGCAUAGUUUUCGCUGUCCCAGUAGCGAUGGCCACUCGUUCUGGCAACAUGAAUGGGAUAAGCAUGGCACGUGUUCCUUUUCCACGUUCGAUCAACUUUCUUACUUCACAGCAGCCCUCAACCUCAAGAAAAAAGUUGAUAUUCUCUCUUGGCUAAAGGCGGAAGGUAUUUUUCCUGAUAACAACAAGUAUGAAUCGAAGCUUGUCUUCCAAUAUCUCAGAAGAGAAAUAGGAUAUAAACCAGCAAUCCAGUGCAUCAUAAAAUCGGGGAAGCAAUAGUUGUAUCAGAUUCAUAUCUGCAUUAACAAAUUAGGAAAGGAAUUUAUCAACUAUAAAGUUUCUAUUAAAAGAAAAUGUACUUCCGCUGAGAUUGUAUUUCCUCGCUUCUCAAUUUUCUGAUAUGUCAAAUAUAAGAAAUCA
Musa acuminata AAA Group (dessert banana) is the source of this 1067-nucleotide messenger RNA. RefSeq names its product ribonuclease 1-like. The record is from RefSeq and is a predicted model, not a curated record. Gene Ontology annotation, biological process: RNA catabolic process; SRP-dependent cotranslational protein targeting to membrane. The transcript has 6 exons. Gene Ontology annotation, molecular function: ribonuclease T2 activity; 7S RNA binding. Lineage: Eukaryota; Viridiplantae; Streptophyta; Magnoliopsida; Zingiberales; Musaceae. Gene Ontology annotation, cellular component: extracellular region; signal recognition particle. Bases 195 to 926 code for a protein of 243 amino acids.